AGAGAAUAAGAUUAACUUCAACUCUCUAACCAAUCAACACUAAGAUCAAACCAAUUGGUAGGUCCCAUUAACCUCCAUUAAUAUUCCUGUAGCAAAUUACCAAAAGUGCAUUAAGCAGAGAAAAAAAAGUGACUCUUUCAUCACAGUGUCUAGUCUCAACACACACACACACAAAAUAUUAAUUGAAUCAUUGUUACUAACAUUUCAUUUGAGAAAAAAAACCAUAAACAACAUAGUUUUAUGAUCAAAGUCAUGAAAAGUGAUGCAGAUGCAGGUGCCUUGGGUGCCAAGACAGCAAGGGCAUGUGAUAGCUGUUUAAGAAGAAGAGCACGUUGGUUUUGUGCUGCAGAUGAUGCUUUUCUUUGUCAUGGCUGUGACAAUUUGGUUCAUUCAGCUAAUCAAUUAGCAAGUAGACACGAAAGGGUUCGUCUACAAACCGCGUCUGCUAAGGUAACAACUACAGCACAAGCAUGGCAUAGUGGAUUCACAAGAAAAGCAAGAACUCCACGCCAUAACAAAAAUUCGUCGAUUCAACAACAACAGCAACGUCUUAAGGAGAAAGUUCUUUUCAAUACUAGUUUUCUUCCACUUGUUCCUGAGCUUGGACGCGAAGAAGAAGAACAAGGACAAGAAUUACUUGUCGAUAUUGAUGAAGCCGAGGAGGAGAAUUUGCUUUGUCGAGUACCAGUUUUUGAUGUCGAUCCUUUUGAUUUAGAGAAUUGUAAUGUGAAAAAUGAUGGUGCUGAUUUUGAGGAAAUGUGUGAUUUGGAUAGUUUUUGUGAAUUUGAUGUUGAUCUUGCUGAAUUUGCAGCUAAUGUUGAAAGCUUACUUGGUGUUGGAAGUAAUGAGAAUAUUCAUGAGAAUUCAUCAGGACAAGUGUUUGAUUAUAAACAAGAGAAUGAAAUAGAUACAUCUAAGAAUGAAGUGUUAAAGGUUAAAGAUGAAGAACUUGAUGAUUUGGAAUCAGUUUUUGAUAUGACAAGUGAUGAAGUUUUUCAUUGGAAUUUUGAUAAUAAUGAAUCAUUAGCACAUCAUCAAGAGAAAGAGUUUGUGAUGGUGAGUAAUAAUAGUGAGAGUGUUAUUAGUACUAAAGAGGAAACUAAGAGAGAGAGAUUUUUGAGACUAAACUAUGAAGAGGUUAUUAGUGCUUGGAGCAGGCAAGGUUCUCCUUCUCCAUGGACUACUGGAAACCCUCCUAAGUUCAAUUCUGAUGAUGAUUCAUGGCAAAACUUUUUGGGUUCAAGUGGUGUAGAAGGAGAAGUGAGAAGCUUAAGGGGACAAUUAAUGGGAAAUAAUGGAGAUGGAGGAAGAGAAGCAAGAGUAUCAAGGUAUAGAGAGAAAAGAAGAACACGUUUGUUUGCAAAGAAAAUAAGAUAUGAAGUAAGGAAAUUGAAUGCAGAAAAGAGACCAAGAAUGAAAGGUCGUUUUGUUAAAAGAACAUCAUGUUUUGUUGGAGGAGUAGGAGUUGGAGGAGGAGGAGGAGGAGCCACUUCUCUUCCCACAAAUUACCACUGACAUCAAAUAUUAUCAAUUGAUUAAUUAUUAAUUAACUUCCAUGUUUGCUUUUUUGCAAACUUGGAUUAAUUAAUAUAUAUUUGGUGAAUGCAUGUGGUUGUGUAUAGUACUAUGUAUUAUAAAUAAUAAUGGUAUUAAUUACUUUGUAAGGUUUUUUUACUAUUAGAAUUAAUGUUGCUUGAGAUGUUUCAAUCUAUCUCUAGCUUCAGGUGUUAAUUAGUAGUACUAAUUAACGGUAACCCUUCAAUUAUGAGCUAGUGGAAGAACAAGAUUGGCUAUGAUUUUUGUAAGCCUUUUAUUAUUAUAUUGUUCCUUAUUAGAAGAAACUCACAUUCAAGUGUUCAUGCUAA
Trifolium pratense (red clover) is the source of this 1865-nucleotide messenger RNA. RefSeq names its product zinc finger protein CONSTANS-LIKE 16-like. The record is from RefSeq and is a predicted model, not a curated record. Lineage: Eukaryota; Viridiplantae; Streptophyta; Magnoliopsida; Fabales; Fabaceae. Gene Ontology annotation, biological process: regulation of DNA-templated transcription. The transcript is spliced from 2 exons. Gene Ontology annotation, molecular function: zinc ion binding; protein binding. Bases 241 to 1515 code for a protein of 424 amino acids. Gene Ontology annotation, cellular component: nucleus.